Molecule: messenger RNA, 747 nt
Organism: Python bivittatus (Burmese python)
Lineage: Eukaryota; Metazoa; Chordata; Lepidosauria; Squamata; Pythonidae
Source: RefSeq, a predicted model, not a curated record
AUGCAGCACAAAACUCCUGAAAAAUGUGUUGAAUCUUGUUAUAGGGCUCAUUUGGAGGCAAAUGCAGAGAAAUGGAGUAAAUUGCUGAUAUCAUUAGAAGAGCUUAUCAAAUGGCUGAAUUUGAAAGAUGACGAAUUAAAGAAGCAGAUGCCUGUUGGUGGAGAUGUUCCAACUUUACAGCAGCAAUAUGACCAGUGUAAAGCACUCAGACGUGAAUUGAAGGAAAAAGAGCAAGUCAUUUUAAGUGCUGUAGACCAAGCACGAAUGUUCCUUGCCGACCAACCAAUUGAAGGGCCUGAAGAACCAAGAAAAAACUUACACUCAAAGUCAGAGUUAACCCCUGAAGAAAAAGCACAGAAGAUUGCCAAAGCUAUGCGCAAGCAGUCAGUGGAAGUGAAAGAGAAGUGGGAAAGCCUGAAUACCUGUGCCAGCAGUUGGCAAAAACAGAUAGAUCAAGCACUAGAGAAACUGAAGGACCUGCAGUGUUCUAUGGAUGACCUGGAUGCAGACUUGAGAGAAGCAGAGAAUGUGCGAAACAAUUGGAAACCUAUAGGAGACAGGCUGAUGGCCUCAUUGCAGGAUGAAGUUGAUAAGACAACUGCAUUUAGAGAAGAAAUUUCACCAAUCAACUUGAAAAUCAAAUGCAUCAAUGACUUAUCCAGUCAGCUCUCCCCACUUGACCUUCAUCCAUCCUUGAAAAUAUCACGACAGCUCGAUGAUCUCAAUAUGCGAUGGAAACUUUUACAG